Molecule: messenger RNA, 1398 nt
Organism: Branchiostoma belcheri (Belcher's lancelet)
Lineage: Eukaryota; Metazoa; Chordata; Leptocardii; Amphioxiformes; Branchiostomatidae
Exons: 4
Coding region: 1-1398 (465 amino acids)
Biological process (GO): regulation of DNA-templated transcription
Molecular function (GO): DNA-binding transcription factor activity; sequence-specific DNA binding
Source: RefSeq, a predicted model, not a curated record
AUGCAUUCAAACGAUCCAAAAUUGGAACUUUCAUACAUUUAUCACUUCAGCGUCAACGCCAACCACUUCCCAGCUAAGUUGUGGAUACUGGUGAACGAUCCCCGCAUCAAGUCCAUCUACUGGGACGAGGCGGGGGAGGAAGUGGUGAUCGUACAGAGCCAGUUCAAGGACGAAGUCUUGGAGAAUCGCCAACUGGACGUCUUCAACACUGCCAACUGGGACAGCUUCGUCAGGCAACUCAACCUCUAUCAGUUCAAGAAGAACAUCAUGGCAGCCAGACAUGAGGGCAACAAAGACAUCCAUCGAUUCCGAAACAGGUACUUCAGCAAAAGCCAGCCAGACCUGACUAUGGUGAGGAGGCAGAAGAAGAGGAAGAGGCCUGACAGUGCAGGUCCCGAGGACACACCCAAUAAGGAGAAUUACCCACCAAAUCGUUUCUCCACUCCCAUCACCCAGGGCCCCAACAGGCUCCCCGUCCAAACCUACAACUACAGCCCGUAUGCCACACAGGCAUUCGACUACAGCGGCAUCCAAGCAACACCUAGCACCAUGGACAGGAACGACUCUGGGAACCAAGGGGAUGCAAAGGUCGUGGUGGAGUUCAUUGACGAGAAGCAACAAGAGUUCUUGCAGGCCAUCAAGGCCAUCGCCAGUGUGACUGACUUCCAUCCCAAGACAACAGAGACUAACAUGAUCAUCUCCGGGGACAUCGCCAUCAAGGUGGAAGGAAACAACACAGUGAACGACUCUGGAGUGUGGGACGUCAAGGACAGCAUGUCUGACACUGGCUCUCCCCCUGAAAAUGCCAUCCUUGCAACCAUUAGUGGUCCAAGCUCUACUGUGCUUCCCACUGCCCAGUCCAUUGUCCAGUCGGGACAAAACCAGGUUGCUGAUGGGAGUUUCAUCACUCAUGCCUCAGAAGCCACUACUGCUUCCAGUAAAGAGAACUGUGUGAUGUCUGAGUCUCCUCUUGUUGUCACCUCGUCAGAAAAUCCAACAUCCUUCACCCUAGUGCCUACCUCAGAUGUUACUGCUAGUGCCACAACUGCCUCUGCCCCAGUCCAGGAAACUUGUAUCACUGCCAUCAAGUUUGUGGAGGACGACGUUAAGAAGGCUGAUGCUGAUGUGGACAACACUACCACUGACAUCAACAACACAGUUGCUCCUAACAUUACAGCAGUCACUACUGGCUCCAGUGGUGGCAACCAAGUAGUCUACCAAGUAAGCGCCAUAUACGAGUACAACACUGAUGCUUCCAAUGACACAAAAGCGAGCGGAGCAGCUGAAGCAGCAUCUACAAUUGGCAACCUGGGUGAAUCGUUCAGCCAAUGGGUUGAUGUGCAGCAGCAGCAAGACGUACAUCACUUGCCACAACCUGAAGAGCCAACUUCCCAGUAA